AUGUCUGCAGUGGCUGAGGAUGAGGCCAAACUUCGUCUUAGAAAGGUUCUUUUGGGACAUUUAGAGAGUUUGCCGCCAUUAAGCUCCAGAAUUGUUAGAAUUUUUACAAGUUCUACAUUUACCGAUACAACACUAGAAAGAAAUAGUUUGAUGGAAAAAGUUUAUCCGAUGUUAAAAGAAUAUUGUAGAGAGCGCCACGGCUUAGAGUUUCAGGUUGUUGAUAUGAGAUGGGGAGUACGAGAUGAAGCUACUGAUGAUCAUAUGACCGUACAGCUGUGUAUGCAGGAGAUAGAUAACUGUCAAAGACUUUCUGUCGGUCCUAAUUUUGUUGUUUUCCUGGGUCAGAAAUAUGGUUACAGACCACUACCAACUCAUGUCCUAGUUAGAGAGUUUGAGAUGUUAAGAGAGUGUGCUAGGAAUGUACCAUCAGAAUUAGAGUUAUUAGAUGAAUGGUAUAAACGAGACAAUAAUUCUGUCCCACCAGUUUACGUGAUACAACCUAUCAGCUCAAUAUUACCCAACUUUAACAAUAAGAGAUCUCAGAGGUUACAAGAAAUAGACCAGGCUCAAUGGUGGGAAACAUUUGGUAAACUUCAGAGAAUCAUCAGAAAAUCAGCACAAGUUCUCUUUAUAACUAAAAGAAUUGACAGAGAACAACUGCAUAACUAUUUCAUGUCAGUGACUGAACGAGAAAUAGUUAGAGGAUGCUUAAAAGCACCAAACGCAGAUGAACAUUGCUUGGCUUAUAUCCGAGAUAUUUCUAAUAUAAACGUCACACUCCUACGAUUAGCUGGGAAGUUCGUUGAUUUGGCUGCUAGAAAUUUGGAUGGGGAGGCUCAGAAGUUUCUGAAAUCGUUACGAGAUGAUAAAAUACCAAGGAAACUGCCAGCUAGCAAUGUUGCAAGAUUUACUGUGGAAUGGUGCGGGAAAGACGGAAUCGAUCCUGAAUCUCACGGAGAAUAUUUCAACCAAUUUUGUGAUCAUUUCUACCACAAUGUAGUGCGACUUAUAGACAAUUCUAUGGCGAAACAUGAGAAACUGGCCAAUGACCCGGUGUACUCUGAACCAUUACAGCACCUUCAUGCCUGUCAACAGUUCUGUAAAGUGUUCCAGGGCCGAGAAGAGGUUGUGGAGAAGAUUAAAGAUUAUAUCAAUGGAAGCAAUCAGUCUAACCAACCAUUCAUUCUGUACGGGGAAAGUGGCUGUGGAAAAACAUCUCUCAUGGCAAAGGGAGCCAGUCAGGUAAGAGACUGGUUUCCUGAUAUUAAAGUAGAACCUAUGGUGAUUAUACGAUUCCUUGGAACCACACCAAGAAGUUCCAGCAUCAACCCGCUUUUGACUAGCUUAUGUAAACAACUAUCAGCAAUGUACAGCAAUAACAGCAAUGAUAUACCAACAGAGCUGGCUCCAUUAACACAACACUUUAAGAAGUUGCUGACUCUGGUAGGAGAGGACAUGCCACUGGUUAUUUUCUUGGACUCUUUAGAUCAGCUGUCUGGUACGGACGGUGCUCAUCAGCUGACAUGGAUUCCAACAACGCUUCCACGAAACACACGGCUGAUUUUAUCGACACUCCCAAAUUAUUUUAACAUUCUAAACAAUUUAAGAGCCAUGAUUGAGGAAGAGAAAAACUACGUUGAAGUUUUGCCUUUAGGAGAAAAUCUAAGUAGUACCAUCCUGAAGCUCUGGCUGAAAGAUGCCAAGCGCAACGUAUCUGAAGAGCAAUGGGUCGUCGUGAAUGAAGCCAUAUCCAAGUGCAACCUCCCGCUGUUUGUAAAGUUAGUGUUUGAUGAAAUCUGUAAAUGGAAGUCUUAUACGAUGCCCAAUAUGACACCACUGUCAUUUACCAUUCAUGACAGCAUCAUGGAGCUUUUUAAAAGAAUUGAAUCCAAACACGGGAAAACCCUAGUGUCGCAUGCUCUUGGAUAUAUCACUGCUACCAAGAGUGGAGUUUCCGAAGCAGAAUUGGAAGAUUUACUGUCUUUGGAUGAUAAGGUUCUGAAUGAUGUGUACCAGUACCACUUACCACCAGUCCGUCGGAUUCCAUCUUUGCUAUGGACGAGAAUUCGCAAUGAUCUUCCUGGCUAUCUCAGUGAAAAAGAAGCGGACGGCGUAAAUGUCAUUGGUUGGUAUCAUCGUCAAUUUAUUGACGCAGCCAAAGAGCGAUAUUUCAAGAAUCUGAAUUUUGUACGAGAUAUGCAUUCGAAUCUUUCAGAUUACUUUUUGGGUACGUGGGGAGGCGGUAUCCCCAAACCAUUUGAAUACACAGAGCUCCACAGACAGAGGUUCAAUUUGCAUGAAAAAACUGGAGAAGGAGAUCGGAAGGUACCUCAACAACCACUAAAAUUUGUUGAUAAGGAUGGUAGAGUUAUACGACAUAAUCUUCGUAAACUCAGUGAGCUUCCGUACCACCUACCUCGAUCACAUCGACAUGAUGAGCUCUAUGAUCAGGUGUUAUUCAACUAUAAAUGGUUACACGCUAAAUUAAGCUCCAUGCCACUUCAAAGCGUACUGUGGGACUUUCAAGAUUUACUGCAAGGCAAGUAUGAUAAUGACGUUAAGCUUAUUGCUGACACUAUCCGUUUAUCAAGUUCAAUUCUUAUUCAUCAUCCCAACAUGUUGGGUCCACAACUUAUAGGACGACUGCUUCCAUUUUACGGACAGAAUCCUAAGAUUCAGGCUUUGAUUGAGCAAUGCGAUACCGACGGUUUAGCAGACUGCGGUCUUGUACCAGCGUAUCACUGUCUUCAUACACCCAGUGGGCCAUUACAGUUUUCUCUUGAAGGUCAUCCAUUUGCUCCAUUUGGGAUCGGUACAACUUCAGACGGUAAAUUCCUCGUGUCAGUGUCUAACAAAAUUAUAAUUUGGGACUUUCAUACCGGAGAGAUUAUAAGAAACAUCAACCCAGGAGUAGAGGGUAUCAUGCAGAACCUUAAUAUUUCUCCUAAUGAUAAAUAUUCCGUUAGUAACACUAAUAAUAACCAUAUAGUAGUCUGUGCCAUCAAGACGGGCGAAUACAAAGUCAUAACCGCUAGCAAGCUCGAGAAGAAUGAAUUUAUCAUAGGAACUUAUUUGUCCAAUACUCAAAUAGCAGUAUGUACAGACAAAGCCUGGUAUUUGUAUAUGAUGGACGGAACUUUCAUAUCAAUGAACACUUCAGAACAGAAAAUGCCAGUUUUGCAUGUUGAUUUGUGCUCCAAUGAUGCAAAUUACGUCAUUGUAAAUAGUGGUAAGGAAGACACCACUGAUUUAGCUUUGGAAUCAGACAACAACUCUUUCAGUGCUUUUGAAUUUCAUAGUGCGAUAGUGCUUACUAAAGACAAACAAAUGUUGUAUACGUGUAUAGAGAUUAGUGACAAUUCUAUAGUGCUUUAUCAGCGGACAGACAAAACUUGGAAAUACGUUAAGACUAUAUCGGAUAAUAAGGACAGUGUGUUUGCUCUUGCACUGUCAAGGGAUGAAAAGUAUCUUAUUGCCACUGUGGCUUCUGGAUUCAAAUUGUGGGACUUACGGAUUAUGACAAGACGAGAUUUAAAACUUCCUCCAGGGGCCAGAAAUAUUCCGUCGAAAAAUCAACUAACAAGUCAAGUGGUGUUCACACGAUUAAACGAAUUCGUAGUAUCAACUGUGCGCAAGAAUAUUUAUGUAUGGGACGCAAAACAGGGCAACUUAGUCAAAAUAUUAGACGCACAUUUUGGACGUAUCAUUUCAUUAUCGCCAGUCUUUUCUGGGUGUAAUAUAAUCAUAUCUUCGUCUAUCGAUAAGACAAUAAAAGUCUGGAACUUUGAUAAAAUUCUUGAAGAUGUUCACCCAAUUGACAGAUUAGAGAAACCUAUUGAAACACUGGAACUUGCCUCCAAAGCGGACCUGUGUGUAAGCACCACUAGAAAUAUGGUGGCAGUGUGGAGCUUGUUGACUGGACGACUAGAAAAAACAUACACGUGCCACUCAAGAGGUGCUGUUAUAACAUAUGCUGUAAUUACCCAAGACGGGAAGUUCGUUAUUUCUGUUGAGUCUGGUAUCGCUGUUCUUUGGGAACUUUCGAGAGAUACGGCAUUAACGUCUUUUCCUGUUGGAGAUGUACAACAUGUAUUGAAAAUGGAUGACGAUAAAAAGAUCUUAACAUUUUCUAAACCACCGUCUGGGAAAGGUACAUGUGUCUGUUUUGAAAUACCAAGUGUGGGGGUGUUAUAUAAGUUUGAAUAUAAUGUAAAGAAAUUUCGGCCACCUGUUUUGUCCCAGGACGAAGUACACCUUGUGGUUCCGGCUAGUGAUAAAAGUGGUGAUGUUGUGGGGGUAUAUAACGCUUUGACUGGUACAUUGGUAUAUAACUUACAACUAAAAUAUAGCAACUUCACAGACUAUAGCCAUGUGAUUGCUCUACCACAUGACUCUAAUCUGAUCGCUGUUAUAGACUCAGAUAAAGCCAACAUUUUAGAUUUGAAAAAGAAGACGCUGAUUAGAUCAGUCAGUAAAUGGAAUGGAGUGGUAACUCAGAAUGGUAAAAUGGGAUUUAAUGCACCAAGUCGCGGUGGUUUACAGCUCAUCGAUACUAAACAUGGGAAACCAAUUCGAACCCUUAUACCAAGAGUUGCAGAAGGAGUGUUCUCCAUGGACGUGCUCUUCACCAAGGACGACAAAUACAUACUGUAUUACCAUUCCGGACACAGGACGAUUAGGGUCUUCAGGAUCAGUGAUGGGAAACUUAUUGCUAACUUCAAACCGCAAGCUGAAGUUAAAGUAAUCAAAGGAAGCAGUGAUGGAACUAAAGUAGCAAUUGGUACAGUUGAUGGUCUUGUAACGUACAUGGUUCUAGCCGAUCCUGACGACGGGGGUAGCAGAGAUCUCAUCAAAUCCUUGUACAGUCGACAAUUACAUGCAAAAAAUACCAAUUCAAAGUUUAAUGCUAAUGGCGAAGUCAUAAACAGUAAAGUUGCCAUGGGAACUGCACUUCAAGUUGCGCGGUUUGUAGCAAAGGCGCGGGGGGCUCAGAAAUCACAGGCGUGUGUAAUUUCGUAA
This is a messenger RNA of Lottia gigantea (owl limpet), 5019 nucleotides long. RefSeq lists its product as hypothetical. The record is from RefSeq and is a predicted model, not a curated record. NCBI's taxonomy places the organism in Eukaryota, Metazoa, Mollusca, Gastropoda, Lottiidae. Bases 1 to 5019 code for a protein of 1672 amino acids. The transcript is spliced from 8 exons. Gene Ontology annotation, molecular function: protein binding.